GAAUGUGGGAAAUCAUUUAGAAAGAAGAGUCAUUUUACAGAACACAUGAGAACACAUACUGGAGAGAAACCUUUUGCUUGCUCAGCUUGUGCUAAAAGAUUCAAAACUAAGAAGGAAAUGAUAUUACACAUGAGAACACACACAGGUGAGCAAUCUUUUACUUGCUCUGUUUGUAAGAAGAGUUUCUCCAGAAAGGAACACAUGACCACACACAUGAGAACACACAUUGGAGAGAAACCUUUUACUUGCUCUGUUUGUAAGAAGAGUUUCUCCAGAAAGGGUGACAUGACCACACACAUGAGAACACACACUGGAGAGAAACCUUAUGCUUGCUCAGCUUGUGCUAAAAGAUUCAACACUAAGAAAGUCAUGAUCACACACAUGAGAACACACACAGGUGAGAAACCUUUUACUUGCUCUGUUUGUAAGAAGAGUUUCUCCAGAAAGGGUGACAUGACCACACACAUGAGAACACACACUGGAGAGAAACCUUUUGCUUGCUCAGCUUGUGCUGAAAGUUUCAACACUAAGAAGGAACUUAUAUUACAUGUGAGAACACACACAGGUGGUAAACCUUUUACUUGCGCCGUUUGUAAGAAGAGUUUCUCCAGAAAGGAACACAUGACCAGACACAUGAGAACACACACUGGAGAGAGACCUUUUGUUUGCUCAGCUUGUGCUAAAAGAUUCAACACUAAGAAGGAAAUGAUAUUACACAUGAGGACACACACAGGUGAGAAACCCUUUGCUUGCUCUGUUUGUAAGAAGAUUUUCUCCAGAAAGGAACACAUGACCACACACAUGAGAACACACACUGGAGAGAAACCUUUUACUUGCUCUGUUUGUAAGAAGAGUUUCUCCAGAAAGGGUGACAUGACCAUACACAUGGGAACACACACUGGAGAGAAACCUUUUGCUUGCUCAGCUUGUGCUAAAAGAUUCAACACUAAAAAAAAAAGUAUAUUACACAUGAGAACACACACUGGAGAGAAACCUUUUGCUUGCUCAGCUUGCGCUAAAAGAUUCAACACUAAGAUUGAAAUGAUGUUACACAUGAGAACACACACAGGUGAGAAACCUUUUUCUUGCUCUGUUUGUAAGAAGAGUUUCUCCAGAAAAGAACACAUGACCACACACAUGAGAACACACACUGGAGAGAAACCUUAUACUUGCUCUGUUUGUAAGAAGAGUUUCUCCAGAAAGGGUGACAUGACCAUACACAUGAGAACACACACUGGAGAGAAACCUUUUGCUUGCUCAGCUUGUGCUAAAAGAUUCAACACUAAGAAGAAAAUUAUAUUACACAUGAGAACACACUCAGGUGAGAAACCUUUUACUUGCUCUGUUUGUAAGAAGAGUUUCUCCAGAAAGGAACACAUGACUACACACAUGAGAACACACACUGGAGAGAAACCUUUUACUUGCUCUGUUUGUAAGAAGAGUUUCUCCAGAAAGGGUGACAUGACCAUACACAUGAGAACACACACUGGAGAGAAACCUUUUGCUUGCUCAGCUUGUGCUAAAAGAUUCAACACUAAGAAGAAAAUUAUAUUACACAUGAGAACACACACUGAAAAGAAACUUUUUGCUUGCUCAGUGUUAGAAUAA
Messenger RNA from Nerophis lumbriciformis (worm pipefish), 1608 nucleotides. Lineage: Eukaryota; Metazoa; Chordata; Actinopteri; Syngnathiformes; Syngnathidae. The record is from RefSeq and is a predicted model, not a curated record.